Messenger RNA from Amphimedon queenslandica, 2184 nucleotides. RefSeq names its product integrator complex subunit 10-like. Gene Ontology annotation, cellular component: integrator complex. Lineage: Eukaryota; Metazoa; Porifera; Demospongiae; Haplosclerida; Niphatidae. The transcript is spliced from 18 exons. The record is from RefSeq and is a predicted model, not a curated record. The coding region runs from base 60 to 2108 and encodes 682 amino acids. Gene Ontology annotation, biological process: snRNA processing.
UAAUUACCCGGCAACUCGGGCGGGAAGCCGUUACUUAGUUAAUAAUAAUAAUUAAUAAAAUGCCAAGUAUCGAAGAAGACGAUUGUCUGUGGAUAGUUCAAAAGGCAAAGGAGAAGCUCCAAGAAAACCUACGCCAUGAAGCGCAUGCUUGGAUUCUGACGGCUAAAUCUCUCUUCCCUUUCAGAUUCAUUGUGCAGUAUGAGGCCUUCAAACUUCAUUUGGCAUGCAACGAGCUCCAAGGUGCAGCCCAAACGCUCGUUGAAUUGUGCACUCGCUUCCAGAAAGAGGAGGAGCUUCAAAAGUUAGUCGGACAACUCGUUGACGAACUGAGUGGACUCGAUAGUUUGGAAGGGGCAGAGUCAAAAUCAGAGCUGAGAGACGUGUUUGAGCUGUUGCCUCCGUCAAGUCAAAAGACUGUUUUAAUUGGGACGGCAGAGAAUAUUGUGGAUGUGUUAUGGAGAGCAAAGAUAACAAUUGUAAUUCUGAAACGGUUUCCGGAAACAGUAACAACCCUUGGACUUGACUUGUACGACUCACUAGCUCAAUCUUCUUCUGGUACUUGUACUUCAGCUGUCAGUGACUCUCACAGGAACGUACUAGUGACGGAAUUGAUCCCACUCCUUGCUACGUCAGGAUGGAUCGUCAUAGACCAACCCACGUUGAGAUCAUCCGGUCAAACUCUCGUCCUUAAGACCAGUCACAUAUGCCAAUGGCUUGAAGUCUCUGCCUGCUACUUGACGACCAUUACAGUUGAGAGGACACUCGGAGGGAAAAAUUUAGCCAUUGGGCAAUCUUCAUUAUCAGGGAAGGCUGCUUGGGAGUGUCUUCAUAAGAUAUUUCUGAUGGUUGCUGAAAAGUGUGGCUGGGCUCAAAUAGUACUUAGUAAUAAGCAGAUCAGCCCUCACUUACCUGCCAAGGUACGUUGGAAAGGUUUAGAGUACGUAUCCGGAUUCAGUUCGUCUCAAAGAGUUCCCUUUGACCCUCCAAGACAAGUAGCCAUUGCUUGCUUCUACAUCAGCGUGUUCCUCUUCUUCGAGACAGCUUGGUCCUAUUACUCACACGUCCACCAAAUAACGGAGAACUCUGCAAAGUGUUGGGCUUUAAUUGAAGAUGUUUCUCUUGAGUCUAGAUUUUUGAAAGUGAAAAAGAAGCAAGAGGAGCAGCAGGCCCACUCGGUACUGGUGAAUCUACAGACACCUGGCACGAAAUCCAGCGAUUCUCACUUGGAGAAUUUUUUCGUUGCAAUUGAUUGCUAUAACUUCCUCCAUUCUUGCAAUACUUAUCGCAGUGAGUUUAGUCGUCUCUGUCAGCAGUGGAACACAUCAGAUUGGUCAUGGCUGGUUGCUUUUAAAGCAGACAUGAUGCUUUAUAAAGGAGAUAUUGAAGCAGUUAGAAGAAUCCUCCAACACGAAAGACAGAAAAUGAAAGCAAAUGAAAGAGAGAAACUUGAAAAUGUCAGAGUUUUAUUACAGCUGGUCAAUUCCUAUCUAUUAUUAGGCGACAUAAAGAAUGCAUGCAACUUGGCAACGGAACUGGUUGGACUUUUACCGGACGAUAAAGUGGAGGGACAUAGUCACCCAGAGACCCCACCACCACCACCAGGACAGGUCCCUAGUCGCUCACUUUAUUUGAUCGGAUGUACAAACGAGUCCAUUCUACCAUACGUGAUUAACAUUAUAACAUAUGCAGUUAAGGACGUAGUAUUUUCUGAUGCAUGUACUGACGUAGCUAUUGGCCAGUUGUUAGUACUAUUACAAUAUAAUUGGACAAGAAAUAAAGCAGAUCCCUCUCCUCUGAUGCCACUGAUGUCUCUCAUUAAGAAAAGAGGAAGUUUCACUUAUCAAAAGUUCUUCAAUUAUGUUGUUGUUGUUGACAUAUUGGAGGAAAUGAUGUACAUUAUUAAUCACACAAACACAAAAAUCAACAUAUUAAAUCAAGAGAACCACCCCAGAUCACGGGCAGUUACACGAGGAACCAACAGCAAAGUAAGAGAAGAGCUCCUUCAGUCAAUGGAGUCUCAAUUGAAACGCUGCAAUGAAUCUAUCAACAACAUACUGACUAGUUUCUUAAUACAGGAGAAGCUUUGUGUAGCAAUUACUGAUGAAUGAGAAAAUAACCAGUCAAGAAACACUUGUUUUGCUUGUUUCACACUUUCGUAAUUAAUCAUUAUUAACAUCAUUUGUA